Penicillium verhagenii is the source of this 1737-nucleotide messenger RNA. RefSeq names its product C2H2-type zinc finger protein. NCBI's taxonomy places the organism in Eukaryota, Fungi, Ascomycota, Eurotiomycetes, Eurotiales, Aspergillaceae. Gene Ontology annotation, molecular function: DNA-binding transcription factor activity, RNA polymerase II-specific; RNA polymerase II cis-regulatory region sequence-specific DNA binding. Gene Ontology annotation, biological process: regulation of transcription by RNA polymerase II. The coding region runs from base 1 to 1737 and encodes 578 amino acids. The record is from RefSeq and is a predicted model, not a curated record. The transcript is spliced from 5 exons. Gene Ontology annotation, cellular component: nucleus.
AUGGCUUCUCAACCGCCAAAUCGAGACUUUUGUCUGGAGUGUCGCUGGGAGGACUUCCAUAUUGACGUUAAAGAUGAGACUGUCCCACGCGAUCAGACUCGGUCGCAGUGGGAUUGCUUAGACCAGGAGCACCACACGGGUCUUGCGCCAUGUGAGGUUGACGAGGCUUGCUGUGACGUGGAGGACUGCGAGGAUGACUGCGAGGAAGAAUGCCAACUAGACUGUGGGUCAGUAUGCGACGGGUUUGUGGACUGCGAUGCUUCCACCGUCUGCUCUGUUGCCCAUUGUGACGAUACUCAUUGUGAUGGGAACCACUGCGAAAGCACGGAUCCUGCGUGUUAUGAAGAUCACUGCUGUGAUGGUCUCGAGGAGCAAAAUUGCGAGUUCGACUCUUUUUUCGGUCUCACUACACCUUUAUCAUUGGAUACUUCGGGGACUUUGCCUUCUGCUACCAUGAGCCAAGAUAUUGUUGGCGAAGCUGGGAAGAUUCCUGAACAUAUCCUGCCCGGUGUGAUUGAUCCUUGCUAUCACCAAGACUUCUUGUCGUCGUAUCAGGCACAUGCCACUCAUUGCGACCAAAGUGUCCCGAAUCAUUUUGAGUGCCAUGACUUCCAGAAGGACUUGCAAGGAAUUUUCCCCAUGCAGCAAUUGCCGACACAGACCGAUGUUAACCCAGCCGAUGUCUUUCAUCUGUUGGGAACAUGCCCCGAUUUCACUGUGCCCAAUGAUCAGUUUACUCAUGAUCACACAAUUUCAGGCGCUCUUCCAACCCUUAAAAGCAACACUUCCGACCCUCUAAACUUCUUCCAUCCACAUCCCGAACACCAUCAUGUACACGGCGAGCACAGCCAUGUUCAUGGCCACUUCAAAAACCCUAAUGACUUAAACCUCAAUAUCACCGGAGGACCCCAUCGUAAUCACCAUCGAUGUCGGGGACACCAACACUCUCAUAUACACCCUUACUCUCCUUAUUCCCGCCAAUCCCGGUCCAGCAUCAGCUCCCACUUCAUUUCAAGUCCCGGCGAAACCCCGCCCCCGCUGGACGGAGGCAUCUCAUCAGUUUUGACCACGCCUGAUUUUUCGGAGGAAAACGAUAUCCAUAUGUGCAAAUGGAAGACAAAUAUACACGGGGUGAAAACUCCAUGCGGGGCCACUUUUACCGAUGCUGGUGCUUUACAAGACCAUCUUGUAUCGAAUCACAUGAACACGGUUGAUGGAGCCAAGGGCAACGGUUAUUACUGUUGCUGGGACGGAUGUCAUCGUCCAGAUGAACCGUUUUCGCAGAAGUCGAAGCUGCAAGGCCAUUUUCUCACACACAGCAACUACAAGAAUUUCAGGUGUUCUGUCUGUCGCAAGACUUUUGCUCGCCAGGCGACCCUUGACCGCCAUGAGCGCAGCCAUCGAGGCGACAAGCCAUAUAAGUGCAAGGAUUGUGGAAAAAUGUUUACUGAUAGUAGCGAGCUGAAAACGCAUUCGCGAACCCAUACGGGCGAAAAGCCAUUCAAGUGUACAUACCCUGGAUGCGAUUUUGAGACUGGGGAUUCAUCAAACAUGUCGAGCCACAGAUUGACCCACGGUGAACGCAAACACAAAUGUGCAUACCCCGGUUGCACGAAGAGCUUUACUCGACCCGACCAAUUAAAGCGCCAUCAACGCACGACACACAAAGAUCCCAGCUCCGCUUUCCCUUCUCCUAGCCCCGACCCCUUCACACUUACCUCUUUCACCAUGGUCUAA